This is a messenger RNA of Blepharisma stoltei, 291 nucleotides long. Lineage: Eukaryota; Ciliophora; Heterotrichea; Heterotrichida; Blepharismidae. The record is from the annotation of a GenBank genome assembly.
AUGUUUAGAUGAAGAUCGUUAAAAAAAACAAUGGAAUAUUUUGCAAUAAACAACUCUUUAUUCAAACUUCCUGAAAAGUGGAAUUUUGCUGCGAAAUGGCUUGGCCCAAAUUUGGAUAAUCUGAAAGUAGAUAUAGAAAUUUCCCUUAAAUGGCGCAGUUUGCCAUUGAUUUGCCCACUGAAAAAAUUUUUUGGUUCGACCAGUGCCAUAUGGUUUGGUCAAACCAAAAAAAAAUUUCAGUGGGCAAAUCAAGGGCAAACAGUGCCAUCUAUGGGAAAAUUCUAUAUUUAA